GAACGGACCGCGUUAAUCAAUCUUCAAGGGCACCUUCGAAUGAUGUUUGAAAUUGCCUCAACUCCAAUGACAAACUGGCCAAUCACUAGCGAGUAAGUUAUUUGUUUAUCUCACUCGCGGGCACUCAAAAUUGCAGACUGCUCUUUCGAACUAAUGAAGUUGACAGAUUCUACCAUACGAUCAUUUAAGCCCGUGAAAUAUUUUAAAGAAAAUUGUGAUAAUAUCAACUCUCUCAGCUUUUCCAGCAAUGGGGAAUCACUUAUAUCUAGCAGUGAUGAUGACCAGAUGGUGAUUUAUGAUUGUUCAAGUGGAACGUAAUUCUUAUUUCCCAUGCGACUGCUUUUUUAUAGACCUAGACGAACUUUAUUUAGCAAAAAAUAUGGAGUUAAUCUUAUACAAUUUACGCACAGUCCCAGCACCGCUAUUCACGCUUCUACCAAGAUCGAUGGUACCGAGUUUUUAAAUUAACCGUAAAUUAUUACAAGAUACCAUACGUUAUCUUUCACUGCAUGAUAACAAAUAUAUUAGAUAUUUUCAGAGUCAUGUUUCAAGGGUUGUUUCCUUAUGUAUGUCGCCUAUUGAUGAUACAUUCUUGUCUGGUGCAAUGGACUUCACCAUACGCCUGUGGGAUUUAAGGUCGCCCAAUUGCCACGGUGUGAUGCAUAUUUCUGGUCGACCUACAACUGCUUUUGAUCCAGAAGGACUUAUAUUUGCAGCUGGAAUAAGUUCAGAGUCAGUCAAAUUGUACGAUCUACGAUCAUUUGAUAAAGGCCCUUUUGCUACAUUCAAGUUAGGCGCGGAAGCGAAUGGUUGCUUUUGGACUAAUUUGCAGUUUUCUCCAGAUGGUAAAGCUCUUGUGUUAACAACCAACGGUACUCAUAUUCGGAUGAUUGAUGCAUUUAAAGGGACUCAUUUGCAUACGUUUACGGUGGUACCGAACGCUGAGAGACUGAUGUUAAAUGCAACUUUCACACCAGACAGUCAGUUUAUAUUGGUCGGUUCACCAGAUGGAGUUGUUCAUAUUUGGUCAGUUGAAACUGGAGUACGUGUGGCAAACAUACCAGGUUAUGAAAAUGUUAAUAAUUUACUAAAUCCAGCUAUUAAUAGCAUGGCAUUUAAUCCUCGGUUUGCAAUGCUAGCUACAGGGUCAUUUCAAACGUGUUUAUGGCUCCCAGCAUUGGAAGAGUGAAAUGAAUAUUAUGCAUGUAUCAUCUUUUGGAAGUACUGUGCGUCUCUUGUCUUUGUACAUACUUUAAAAUAAAAUCGUUUUACAA
This is a messenger RNA of Trichobilharzia regenti, 1274 nucleotides long. Lineage: Eukaryota; Metazoa; Platyhelminthes; Trematoda; Strigeidida; Schistosomatidae. The record is from the annotation of a GenBank genome assembly.